ACACAUGACAGUUCACACUGGAGAAAAACGUUAACAUGCACUCAGUGUGAAAAGAGCUUUUCUCAAGCAUCAGGUCUCAAUAAACAUCUGCUCCUUCACUCUGGAGAAAAAACAUUUAACUGUGAUCAGUGUGGUAAAGAUUUUAUUUCUUCAUCAGAUCUUAAACGACACCUGAAAGUUCAUUCAGAUGAGAGGCCUUAUGUGUGUUCUUUCUGUGGAAAGACUUUUUCGUGGCUGUACAGUUUUAAACAUCACCAGAAAACACAUGAUGAAGUGAAAGAUCAUGUGUGUUUGGACUGUGGGAAGAGCUUUACUAUAGCUUUCUAUCUGAAACAGCACCAAAGAAUUCAUACUGGAGAAAAACCUUACAAGUGCUCAUAUUGUGACAAGAGUUUCAGUCAUUCUGGAACCCUGAAAUCACAUGAGCGAGUUCAUACUGGAGAAAAACCUUACAAGUGCUCAUAUUGUGAGAAGAGUUUCAAUCAGUCUGGAAACCUGGAAACUCAUAAACGAAUUCAUACUGGAGAGAAGCCGUACUACUGUACUCAGUGUGGAAAGAGUUUCAGAAUAAAAGAAUCUCUUACCAAACACAUGAGAGUUCACACUGGAGAGAAACCGUUUACAUGCACUCAGUGUGGAAAGAGUUUUCCUCAAGCAUCAGGUCUAAAUAAUCAUCUGCUCCUUCACUCUGGAGAAAAAACAUUUAACUGUGAUCAGUGUGGUAAAGAUUUUAUUUCAUCAUCAUAUCUAAAAAAACAUCUGAUAGUUCAUUCAGAUGAGAGGCCUUAUGUGUGUUCUCUCUGUGGAAAGAGUUUUUCGCGGCUGGGCAGUUUUAAAUUGCACCAGAAAACACAUGAUGAAGUGAGAGAUCAUGUGUGUUCAGAGUGUGGGAAGAGCUUUACUACAACUAGCCAUCUGAAAUGGCACAAACGUAUUCAUACUAGAGAAAAACCUUACAAGUGCUCAUGUUGUGACAAGAGUUUCAGUCUGCUUAGAAAACUGAAAUCACAUGAACGAGUUCAUACUGGAGAGAAGUUCAACUGUACUCAGUGUGAGAAGAGUUUUAAAACUGCCAAAGGUCUCGGUAUUCAUUUAAACGUUCACUGGAGAAAAAUAAUUUAACUGUGAUCAGCUUUGAACUGUGAUUUAACUGUGAGUGUAUAAAGAGUUUUACUAUAUCUGAAACAACAUGAAAGAAUUCAUACUGGAGAAAGUUGUAAUCAUAUCAUUCAAACUCAAAAAAUACUUCAAGUGAGCAGCAUUUGUUUUAUGUCAAAUACAUUAAAGUAAAUUCUUUGAAAUAAAA
Megalobrama amblycephala (Wuchang bream) is the source of this 1306-nucleotide messenger RNA. Its product is annotated as zinc finger protein 239-like. The transcript has a single exon. Gene Ontology annotation, molecular function: RNA polymerase II cis-regulatory region sequence-specific DNA binding; DNA-binding transcription factor activity. The record is from RefSeq and is a predicted model, not a curated record. NCBI's taxonomy places the organism in Eukaryota, Metazoa, Chordata, Actinopteri, Cypriniformes, Xenocyprididae. The annotation marks the transcript as partial. Gene Ontology annotation, biological process: regulation of transcription by RNA polymerase II.